AUGCAUAGGUUCUACACCUUCACAAUUGAGAAAGAAGCACAAAAGGAUUCUUGUCCUUGCAUCUUCUUAAUGGAGAGGAAGGGACACGGUGGCAUCCAGGGCAACUGCUAUGGAUAUUUUGAGGCCAAGAAGACAUGGGAAGAAGCUGAGAUUGAGUGCCAGAGUUAUCAUCGUGGGACACAUUUGGCAUCCAUUCUCACUCUUGCAGAGACUCUCGUAGUGGCUAAUCACAUCAUGUCCUACCAAACUAAACCCAGCAAUGUAUGGAUUGGAUUGCAUGACAUUAGACAUAAUGGAAAAUGGAGAUGGUCCAAUGAAUCCACCUACAACUACAAGGCAUGGAUGUUGGGAAAACCCAACUUGAGAACCAAGGAAUAUUGUGUUGAGUUGGUCCAUUUCACUAAAUGGAACAACACUGCAUGUCACAAACUGAAUGCCUACAUCUGCAAGCAUGAAUUGUAGGGAAGAGACCCUGAUUCCAAAGGGUGAGAGGUUUGCAUGAAUUGGAUUCAAAGAAGAACAGAAUCUCAGGCCCUCAUUUUUGAAGAGACAUUCUUUAGACACGAUUCAUACAGAUCAUCCUCAAUAUAACUCAUAGUAUCUGGUAUUAAGAUUUUCUGUUUUGUGUUUGCAUCAGAAAUUUUAGCAGGAAACUCUGGAAAGGCAGUUCUAUGUUCUGUGCUGACAGUUACUUACACCUCAGAUUAUUUGGGAAAGAUUCCUAAUAAUUAAAAUAAUAAAAUACUCAGUUAUGUUGAAACUUUCUUUGAAUCUUCAGCAUCCAAACAUGUUUCUCAAACUCCUUAUAGGGUGGGGGUGGUAUCAGUUAAUGGGAUAAUUAAGGAACAAAAUAAUUUAUAUGACACGGACCUGAACAAUUCUCUGAAUCAUUUCACUUAUUUCCUUCCCAACAUGAUCAAUUCCUGCAAUGCUCAAGCUGAAGGAUAGAAGCAGAAUAUUUUACAUGCAGCGGUUCUUGCUUGCUUUCUGUUUUGAGUCAGUUCUUAAAAUGUGAUUUU
This is a messenger RNA of Thamnophis elegans (Western terrestrial garter snake), 1019 nucleotides long. RefSeq names its product C-type lectin Cal-like. The record is from RefSeq and is a predicted model, not a curated record. The coding region runs from base 1 to 462 and encodes 153 amino acids. Gene Ontology annotation, molecular function: signaling receptor activity. The transcript is spliced from 4 exons. NCBI's taxonomy places the organism in Eukaryota, Metazoa, Chordata, Lepidosauria, Squamata, Natricidae.